UAGAAAUUCGCCUAAUGGAAAAUAAAAUGGGCUUUGGAAAAUUAUACUUGAGGGGAGUAUUCAUCCACGGCAUUAUCGUCCUAUGCCCAACCGCAUCAUUUCAUUUGAAAACACUUGAUUUUCACUAUAUGUGCAUGACCAUGAAAUAUAUGUAUACAUUCUAGUGCCGGUUCUGUCCACGGAUACGGAGAGUGAGGGUGAGUUGGAAAAAUAUUCAUAUGCAAAAGUAAUAUGACAAAUUCGAGAUUUCUCCAGUAAAUGUUUUGUUUUUUAAGAGAUCGGAAAAAGUGGAAGGUCACCAUGUGAUGGUGGAAAUGAUAUAUAAAUGAAACAUUAUAUAGGCAGUAUUCGAAAAAUUUAUGUUCGAUUAUAUAAGCUGUAUUCGAAAAAUUAUGCAUUAAAUAGCUAUGUAUAUACUUCUUUUGAGUGUUAAACUAUUUAUCCCGAUAUAUUUCAGCUCAGUUGUUCAAUAAGUAGACAAGUUAAACGCCUUUCGAACAACCGGCCACAGUGCUCUUUAAACGUCAUGGUGCGCCAAAUGUUGACGCGACUUCUGAUGUUUCUUCUAAGUCUUGCUAUAUAAUUUCAGAGUCAAAGCAUUGGGACCAUGAUAAGUUUACGGCUAUGUGUACGUAUUUUCAUAAUUUUCUACGUAUUGUUCAUGAUUCCCCUCCGUUAAAGUGGAGUGAUGUAAUGGAAGAUCGUAGUCAGGCGUGGGCGGAUUAUCUGAACGCAAUUCAGGAAAUGAAACACAGGGAAUCUACUACCGUUGGUUCUAAUAUAUAUCAGACGUCUACACCCGAAGACAUUGAUCUCGUAUGUUUGGAAGCGGUCGUGUUUUGGUAUAAUGAAGUAAAGAAAUAUGAUUUUAAUAAGCCUGGUUAUUCAAAAGAAACAGGUCACUUCACGGCGAUGGUGUGGAGUGCAACUGAAAUUUUUGCGGUGGGCGAAGAAGGACAAGCUGAUGGGAAUUUUUAUGUCGUAGCGGAGUAUGACCCGCGAGGAAACAUGGAUGGAGGAUUUGCAGAAAAUGUAAAAGAACUAAGAAAGGUUCCGUCGUCCUGCAUUGACGCAGUUGCGAAUGAGGAGAGUUACAAAUUGUUGAUGGGUGAACUAAAUGUCGACAACAUUCAGAACAACAAGUUUGUUUAUGAAAGCAACGAAACUUGUUCGGUUCCAAGUAGACCUACCAAACAGAAAGAAGAGACCUCUCCAAAUCCUGGACAGAGCAAACAGCCUUCGACGGGUCAGCAAUUAGGAAAGCCUGGUCCACAAGGGGGCGCGAAUUCUCAACAAGCAGCUAAAAACAGUCAAAAAGUGGGUGUGACUGAUGCGCAAACAGGCACUUCUGCAGGAAAGGAAACAGGAACGACUGUGAACCUGACGCCCUUGGCUAAAACUCCGCAACAGAUAGUCAUCGUCCCUAUCAGCGAACCCAUGGCGGCGGCGAAUACGAACCCCCAGGUAGUACUAGCGGCACCGGAACGUUCUCCUAAAACUGUUCCAAAGGUCAUCGUUGUUCCUGAAAUUAAUCCUCAAGUUCCAGCACAAAAAAUAUCUGUUGCACCUGGCGGAAGCAGCGGGGUGCUUCCAACUUUAAAUACCACAGCAUCUUCAAACACCACUGUCCAACCAUCAUCAAUUUCCGUCUCAUCUACUACCUUCGUAGCUUCACGGCCUACCAGUUCGGUGAAGGCAACAAUUCAGAGGUGACAAAUGGUUAUAGCUUAUUAUAGCCCAUUUUAAGGUAGUAUAAUGUGUAUAUAUAUUAUAAUUAGAGCGAUGUAAUCCAUUCAAAAAAAAAACUUUUCAAAACAUUUAUCGUAUAGUUUUACCCAGAAAAUAUCCGACUAUAUAUUACUAUAUUGUUUUCAUUACACCAUGCAGCUCACCGGUUGUCGAAUUUGAGCUACUGGGAGUCUGCAGUUUGCUUUAAGUUUGUAGAGGGUCACGAUUUGAACUUGGUCUCAUUUCGAUGCGGAUUUACUUACAGAUGUCAUUCCUGACGGGAAGUUUCAAAAUUUAAUAGGAACAAAAAAUAAUAACCAAAAUUAAAAAUUUUUUGCAUGAAAUACAAUACAACUCAAAGGAGCAGCCUCAAUUCAGGUCGAAGCAUGCUAAACGUUCAACAAUAUGCAUGUAGGAAAUCAAUAUACAGCUAAACAAUCAGAUUUCAUCAAAGUCAAGUUUUGUUAUGACCUAUCGUAAUUUGAUCACAUUCCACCCGGUAAAAAGUUUUAUCAAUUCAUGCAAUUAAUGUACUUUUUUGUAUGUCGAGAACAAACGAGGGGUCUGUUUUGUUUAUCAUUUUAAUUUCUUAAAUUCCACGGUUAGACGAACAAUUUUGAUAUAGUAAUAACGAACAAGAGAAAAGUGGACAAAAUAAUAAUGCAUGUUUAAUGGUCACGUCAUUGAUAUUUAUAUAUUUCUAUAUAUAUUGACAUCACAACCUUAAUGAUAACGAUCUUAAUGAGGAAAUCACACAAAUAUUGAUUUUGUUGUUAUCACCACGUAGCACAAUUACAAUUAUACAAUUACCUGAAAUUACUUAUACAUUAAUUAUAAAUAUCUUAACUUCAAUUUAUAGGUAGCUAAAUA
This is a messenger RNA of Dendronephthya gigantea, 2598 nucleotides long. RefSeq names its product cell wall protein PRY3-like. NCBI's taxonomy places the organism in Eukaryota, Metazoa, Cnidaria, Anthozoa, Malacalcyonacea, Nephtheidae. Gene Ontology annotation, cellular component: extracellular region. The record is from RefSeq and is a predicted model, not a curated record. The coding region runs from base 625 to 1713 and encodes 362 amino acids. The transcript has 6 exons.